This is a messenger RNA of Ogataea philodendri, 573 nucleotides long. RefSeq lists its product as uncharacterized. The record is from RefSeq and is a predicted model, not a curated record. The transcript is spliced from 2 exons. The coding region runs from base 1 to 573 and encodes 190 amino acids. Lineage: Eukaryota; Fungi; Ascomycota; Pichiomycetes; Pichiales; Pichiaceae.
AUGGACGAUUUGGAUAAUCGGUGCGGAAUUAGGUCAAUAUCGUCUCUCACAAACGCGAAUUUGGAGAAGAGCGGAUCAGAAACAACCUUCACCACUUUGUUCAAACCUGAAAUCUUGGAGAACUUAAACUUCCUCGAUAUGUAUUCAUGUGAAGAGAUCGAGUCUUUGAGAAUAUCCCAUGCCAUCCUUACCAGGAAUCUUUGCAGAGCUGCCAGACGGAUUGAAUCCAAACUGUCCAAUAUUCAAUCCCCAGACGAAGAUUUCACUCUUAGUGUACACCAAAGAAUGAAACUUGGAGCAGCUAGCACCGAGGAAACUGUUCUGAGUAUACUUUCUCAAAUCUCCGGUGUUAACAACUCUGGGAGUGGAAACACACGCUUCUGUCUGGUGUGGAGCGAUGUCCACUUGGUAUCCCAACUGGCCGUACGAGUUCAAUCCCCAUGUGUAGACCUUUGCAUCUGCAGUAACACAGAUAGAAUGGUCGUUGCUCACAUCGACAAAGAGAACGCGCUCGUGUUCGAACGCUGGAACACCAGCGAAAGAGUCUUGCGGCUGUCCAUUGCCCGAACCUAG